AUGGCAGGAAACUUUUUGCUAGGGAUUUCCAUAAUGAAUUAUAUUUUUGUAGUUUACCUAAAGACUCGAGAGUUAAGACAGCUAUCUAAGCCACCGUCCAGAACCUAUCUCAAGCUUGCAACGCCCGAUCAAAUAAAGAAGACAAAGGAAUAUAACAGAGAUAAGUUAUCCAUGUCUAUUUUUGAGCUUACCCUUCUUCUUGCACGAGAUCUCUAUUUGAUCAACCAAGGAACACUUGAGAAAGUAUAUAGCAGCAAAUACUUCAUGAAUAAUUGGUACGGAGAUGCACUAUUUCUGAUGGGGUAUGCUCACUUCCAAAGGCUUUGUGAUCUUCCACUUGAGGUUAUUUCAACAUUCUACAUCGAGGCCAAGCAUGGAUUCAACAAGACAACAUUGUCAACAUUCCUGAUGGACUUUCUGAAGAUGUCACUUGUAAUUACGGUUAUAUUUGGGCCAUUCUCUUAUGUUGCAACAAAGAUAAUCAGAAUAUAUCAUAAAACAUCCUUCUAUCUCUAUCUGUGGGUUUUCAUGGCCAUAUUUCAGAUAGUCCUCGUCGUUGUGUAUCCUAUUGUUAUUCAACCUCUGUUCAACAAGUUUGAGGAGAUGGAGGAAUCCGACCUUAAGACAAAGAUCGAAGAACUAGCAAAGAAGGUUGGUUUCUGUGCUAAGAAAAUACUAGUGAUGGAUGCAUCGAAGAGAUCUGGGCACUCGAAUGCUUACUUUAUAGGAAUAACUAAGGAAAAGAGAGUUGUGAUAUACGACACUCUACUAAAACAGACUGAUGAGGAGGAGGUGCUUGCUAUUUUAUGUCAUGAGUUUGGUCAUUGGAAGUACAACCAUGUCAUGAAAAUGGCAUCUAUAGUUCUUCUUAUACAACUGUUCUAUCUGUAUGUAUUGAAUAUUUCAUUGAACUCUAAGUCCUUUGAGAGACUUGUACUCGCCGGGGACCUGCCACUACUGGUAAGAUGUAUUUACUUCCUUAUGAUAAUUGGGGCGCUAAGCGUUCCUAUUGACACACUAAGAAACUUUAUAUCUAGGUACUUUGAAGGCCAGGCAGAUAGGUUUGCCGUGUCACUUGGAUAUGGAAAGAAGCUCUCUUCUGGACUGAUCAAGCUUUUUGAGAAGAACAGCAGCAACAUGGAGCCCGAUCCACUUUAUUCUGCAGUUGUGCAUACCCAUCCUACGCUGAUUGAAAGAAUGAAAUUGAUUGAAAAUGAAAUGAAUAAAGUCAAGUGA
This is a messenger RNA of Encephalitozoon romaleae SJ-2008, 1236 nucleotides long. RefSeq names its product CAAX prenyl protease 1. NCBI's taxonomy places the organism in Eukaryota, Fungi, Microsporidia, Unikaryonidae. Gene Ontology annotation, molecular function: metalloendopeptidase activity. Gene Ontology annotation, cellular component: endoplasmic reticulum membrane. Gene Ontology annotation, biological process: CAAX-box protein processing. The transcript has a single exon. Bases 1 to 1236 code for a protein of 411 amino acids. The record is from RefSeq and is a predicted model, not a curated record.